AUGCCUGAAACCUCAAUUGAUGACAGCGAGGUGCCUGAAAGGGUGGAUACUCACACCUCGGCCUUGCACCACCUCGACAAGCAGCUCGCCGAAUACGGACCGUUGGCUCAUGUGCCCACUGCGGGAACAUAUCUGCCGGCGUUCGCAGGCGAGUUACAACCUGGGCUAUACAAGCCAGUCAAAGAGCGCAAGAUCGCGAACCCCGCCCCGCUAGGACUGGCUGGCUUUGCCCUGACCACCUUUGUCCUGGGAUGUGUCAACAUGCAGACGCGGGGGAUCACCCAACCCAACAUGGUGGUCCCGCUGGCUUUCGCUUAUGGCGGCCUGGUGCAACUUCUCGCUGGAAUGUGGGAGAUGGCCGCCGGCAAUACCUUUGGUGCGACGGCACUCUCCUCGUACGGGGGAUUUUGGAUCUCUCUGGCCAUGAUCUUCACCCCCGGAGGAUUCAACAUCGAAGGCCAGCUCAAGGCUGCGGAUAAUGGGUCUGCGGGCAUGUUCUAUGACUCUUUCGGGCUGUAUUUGAUGGGCUGGUUCAUCUUCACCUUCUUACUCGUGACCUGCACAGUGAAGUCAACGGUCAUAUUCUUCUCCUUGUUUGCCGCUGUCGACAUUGCCGUGCUCCUGUUGGCGGUCGGCUACCUUCAUCGCCCCGGCGGCGCACCCUACACGCCUCUGCUCAAGGCGGGGGGGCUGUUUGCCCUCCUGGGGGCCUUCUUGGCGUGGUAUAUCUGUCUGGCGGGCAUUGCCGACACGAGCAAUAGCUUUUUCGUCAUCCCCGUCUGGCACUUCCCUUGGUCGGAGAAGGGGAGGGAAUCGAGGAGAAGAAAGCCUGAAACUGUCUGA
Aspergillus japonicus CBS 114.51 is the source of this 843-nucleotide messenger RNA. RefSeq names its product acetate uptake transporter family protein. Gene Ontology annotation, cellular component: plasma membrane. Lineage: Eukaryota; Fungi; Ascomycota; Eurotiomycetes; Eurotiales; Aspergillaceae. The transcript has 3 exons. Gene Ontology annotation, molecular function: acetate transmembrane transporter activity. The coding region runs from base 1 to 843 and encodes 280 amino acids. The record is from RefSeq and is a predicted model, not a curated record.